AUGCCUCCUUCUGGUAGGAAGUCGGGUGGGAAGGGGCGUACACUGUCUGGGUCAAAUCCAGAAAAAGGGAGAUCCCUGUCGAAGCAUCCAGAGCAGUACUUGCGGUCUAUCAUAGAACGCAGCGGGCUAGAUGAGUACAUCAGCACGUCGCUUGCAGCGCAGGACAGCUUUUCCGUCGACAGAUACGCGGCGCGUCUUCUGCAGGAGCCAACUGCUCCUCUCAUAGUUUCGAAAACUUCGACUGAAGGCACUGCGACAAGAGCAGCGUAUUACAUAGAGGGGACCGAAGUACCCAUCCCUCGGCGACCCGUUUUGUUUUCACGCCGGAUGGCAGAAGAAUGCAAAAAUGCAGUUAGCAAAGACCGCACAACGGGAGGCGUCACGCAAGCGACGCGGAGCCGUAGGCGGAGAAACAGGGCUCGAGUAAAGCUGCUCCUAGCAGGGAAGAUGGAAGAGGCCACUAUUCAGAACAUCCAAUUCGUGCGACAACAACGGGAUGCACUUCACCGUCGGUUUCAGAAAGCCAGGGAGGCAAAGUCCCGUCGACGGCAGAGCCGCCUGGCAAUGCACGAAGGAGCGUCAGCAGUGCGGCUUGGAACCGAAGAUGCGGACACCGGCUCAGAGGAUCAGUGGGAGGUUGACUCCGCCGCGACUGUCACUGAAGAAGGCGAGAGGGGAGAGUUGGAGGAAGGAGCGUCUGACCCUUCUGAACCCGAUCGAGAUGACGUAUCCAGCGCCACAGAUCCUUCCUCCAGCAUCUCUGUGACAUCCGAAGAAGAAGACCCUGCUGCAAAUCCUUCGCCUUCUCAUCCUACAGCGCCGCGAAUCCCGAAAACAGCUGCAGAGUUGGAUGAAGUUGAACGGGACGGAUUUCUGAAGUGGAGACGGAUGCUAGCGAAUAUGGAAGAGGAAGGCGUCGUCUUAACUCCCUACGAAAGGAACAUCGAGGUGUGGAGACAGCUGUGGCGUGUCAUUGAACGUUCAGAUUUGGUCCUGCAAAUCGUUGAUGGAAGAUCUCCAAUGUUCUUCCGCUGCAAAGACCUCGAAAAGUAUAUCAAGGAAGUCUCUGCUAACAAACGUGUCAUUUUGGUCGUCAACAAAUCGGAUCUUCUGCCGCCAGUGGUGCGGGAGAAAUGGUCGCAAUACUUUGCAGAAAAUGGAGUGGAGGCGGUUUUCUUUUCGGCCCUUCGUGAACUCGAGCAGUGCGAACAAACAACUCAAGAGCAUUUUCCAGGCAGCGCGCACCGCGAUAGGGAAAAAGAGAAUCAGCUGAAGAGGGACGACGGGGAUCCAGUGCAAAAGGCAGAUGAAGCAGCAACGGAGCCGACGUCUGUGCUUCACGUUCCAGGGGGGGAAACGGCAGCAGAUCUCCACAAGGAUGUUAUUACCUGCGAUUCGUUGGUGAAACUCUUGUUAAAAUAUCGAGAUGAAUUCUUCUCGAAACGACGCCUAGAUGAAGAUACGGAGCCUUCCGAGGAUUUCGUAGUUGGGAUGGUUGGAUACCCUAAUGUGGGCAAAAGCUCUCUGAUAAAUGCGUUGUUGUGCAUGAAGAAAGUUUCCGUAUCGCAGCAGCCCGGCAAAACGCGCAGACUACAGACGAUUCCCCUUAAGGGUAGAGGCAUCGUCCUCUGCGACUGUCCAGGCCUCGUGUUCCCAAAGGCAGUUGCAUCUAAGCACCUUCUAGUGUUGAAUGGCGUUGUUCCCGUCGACGAGAUGCGUGGAGAUUACCUCCCGUCUGUGCAGUUAAUAUGCGACGCGAUUCCUUACACUUUAAUCCGACACUACGGGAUAACAGCAGACGCCUACCGUGCCGCAUACAAUUGUUCUCAAUAUAACGUGGGAAAAGAGGGACACCGAAGAACAAAUGCUCUAAUGGGGCGUCUUGAGCGUAUCGAGGCUUUGCACGUGCUCGCGGCAGUAGCCACUCAUCGUCACUUUGUCUCGGGAGGAAAAGGAGGACAGCUGGAUUUGUAUCGCGCGGCGAAGCUAAUUUUGAGGGACUUCACGACUGGCCGACUCCGGCGGUGUCACUUACCCGGGGGGACUGUUUACGGCAAAGACGAAGAGAUUGCCAAUAUAGAUAUGUUUCUGGCGGCAGUUUGGACCUCCGUAGAAACGCGGAUCGCAGGAGCAGAUACUUCAAAGGUAGCCCCAUGCUCAGCUGAACCAGGUAGAGAUAAGAGGAAAAGUGGCAAAGAGAGAAGCCAGCACCCUCAAAUGAACCCGGUGGAUGUUUUGCAUGAACUCGAACAGGACGCAGACCUGCUGGAUGUUCUUGGAAGUGGAGGGAAUUCUCAGACCGUUGGAGGCAAUGCUCCAUGUGCAAUGACCAAGCGGAAGGCUCGUCAAAUACAAAAGCAGAUUUUGAAGGGGAAAGGCAGAAGUAGCUUAGGCGGACUUCCCCACCGUCUCUGA
Eimeria mitis is the source of this 2415-nucleotide messenger RNA. RefSeq lists its product as uncharacterized. The coding region runs from base 1 to 2415 and encodes 804 amino acids. The record is from RefSeq and is a predicted model, not a curated record. The transcript has 6 exons. NCBI's taxonomy places the organism in Eukaryota, Apicomplexa, Conoidasida, Eucoccidiorida, Eimeriidae. Gene Ontology annotation, cellular component: cytosol. Gene Ontology annotation, molecular function: GTPase activity; GTP binding.